UAAAACUUAUAUUCUUAUAUUUUAAAUUAUAAUAGUGUUUAGAAUAAAAUGAAGUCAUUUCUUUACGUAUUUACGCUUUGCUAUUUUUGUUGUUGUCAAGCCAAGAUCUAUGAAAGAUGCCAAUUAGCUCGGGAAUUGAUGUACAGAUUUGGUUUUAAUCGAAGUGUACUUGGGCAUUGGAUGUGUAUUAUAAAGCAUGGAAGUGGAUAUAAUACAUCAUCUGUAAUUGGGCCAUAUCCCGAUGGAAGUUAUGAUCACGGACUGUUUUCGAUAAACGAUCGGUGUUGGUGUUCACCACCAGACGAUAGUGUUUUAUGUCAAGUUAGAUGUGAAGAUCUUCGUACAGAUGAUAUCACGAAAGCGGUAAAAUGUGCGAGAUUCAUGUUUUCAUUUCGAUCUUUUAAUAUGUGGGAAACUUGGUUAAACAACUGUCGAAACAAAGAUGUUGAUGUUUAUAUUCGAGAUUGCAACUUGAGACGACCACGCAACUGAUUUUAAUAACAUACAAAUCAAAAUAAACGUUAUAUUCUUUUACAUUUUUCUUUAUAAAUUUCGUUACGAAUCAAUUAAAAAAUUAACUCCAAAAUGUCUUGUGUUGUUUAUUUUAUUAAUACAGUAAAAUAAUCUUGAUUAGCUUCGUAAACAGCCAACAUUACGGGAUCGAUCAGAGACAGAUGAGAUAUCACCUAAUAUUUCUGUACGAGUAAAAAUGAUUUUUACAUUUUUGGACUCGAGGGACCUUGAUACGUCGAGAAAUGCAAAAAAAAUUCGGGAGUAAUUUCUGUAUGUAUGAAUGUUAGUGUGUUUGUGUGUGUAUAGGGGAGACGAUUUCUGUUUACCAACCUUUGAAGCUUAAUAACUCCUGUGCUUUUUAUCGAAAACUUCUGAAAUUC
Centruroides sculpturatus (bark scorpion) is the source of this 893-nucleotide messenger RNA. Its product is annotated as lysozyme-like. The record is from RefSeq and is a predicted model, not a curated record. The coding region runs from base 49 to 492 and encodes 147 amino acids. NCBI's taxonomy places the organism in Eukaryota, Metazoa, Arthropoda, Arachnida, Scorpiones, Buthidae. The transcript is spliced from 5 exons. Gene Ontology annotation, molecular function: lysozyme activity.